GCCGUUCGCCGGCAGCGGGUGCCGGAAAGCGUCGGGCUUGAGUGCUGGUGUGGGUACUUCUUAUCGGAGGGCUCUGGGUCUGUGUGUGCCAGACAGGCGAUCGACUCCCUUUCGGGACGCAAGGGCAGCGGGGCCUCGUGCCCGCUAGAUGGCCGGGCCUGGGCCCGUGGGCGCAGAGGCCGAAGCCCGAGCGGAGAGCGACCUAGUUCCGCGAGGCCGCCGCGGGGGCGCCGAUGGCUGGACGCUUCCUGGGCAAGGCUUUAGCUACGGUGUCACUCUCUGUGGCCUUGGCCUCCCUGACUGUUAGGUCCUCAGGCUGCCGCAGCAUCCCUGCGUACAGGAACUCAUUGUCAUCGUGUUGGUUUCAUCUUAAUUCCAACAUCAUGUUUGGCUCUAAUGGUGCCAAAGGGAAUUCCCACAACAAGGCUCGGACAUCUCCUUACCCAGGUUCAAAAGUUGAACGUAGUCAGGUUCCUAAUGAGAAAGUGGGCUGGCUGGUUGAGUGGCAAGACUAUAACCCUGUGGAAUACACUGCUGUCUCUGUCUUGGCUGGACCUAGGUGGGCUGAUCCUCAGAUCAGUGAAAGUAACUUUUCUCCCAAGUUUAAUGAAAAGGAUGGGCAUGUUGAAAGAAAGAGCCAGAAUGGCCUGUAUGAGAUUGAAAAUGGAAGACCUAGAAAUCCUGCAGGACGGACAGGACUGGUUGGCCGGGGGCUUUUGGGGCGAUGGGGCCCAAAUCAUGCUGCAGAUCCAAUUGUAACCAGGUGGAAAAGAGAUAGCAGUGGAAAUAAAAUCACCCAUCCUCUUUCUGGAAAACACAUCUUACAAUUUGUUGCAAUAAAAAGGAAAGAUUGUGGAGAAUGGGCAAUCCCAGGGGGGAUGGUGGAUCCAGGAGAGAAGAUCAGUGCCACACUGAAGAGAGAAUUUGGUGAGGAAGCUCUUAAUUCUCUACAGAAAUCCAGUGCUGAAAAGAAAAAAAUAGAGGAACAGUUGCAUAGACUUUUCAACCAAGAACAUCUAGUGAUAUAUAAAGGUUAUGUUGAUGAUCCUCGGAACACUGAUAAUGCAUGGAUGGAGACGGAAGCUGUGAACUAUCAUGAUGAAACAGGUGAGAUCCUGGAUAAUCUUACCCUAGAAGCUGGAGAUGAUGCUGGAAAAGUGAAAUGGGUGGACAUCAGUGAUAAACUCAAGCUUUAUGCCAGUCACUCUCAGUUCAUCAAACUUGUGGCAGAGAAGCGAGAUGCACACUGGAGUGAGGACUCGGAAGCUGACUGUUCUGGGUUAUAACUCGUCUUCAUGUAAUCAAAGGCCAUCCACGGUCAUAUCCUCCCAAAAGAGGCAGUGCCACUGAUCACAUGUCAGAAAAAGGACAGGGUAGGUUACUGGGAAUUGUUUUACUCACUUUUGAAAUCAUUUACGUUGAGAAUUUUCUGGGCAAAAGGAAUAUAACAUCUUAUUUUGUAUAUAUUCUAUUUAAGCAUUGCUUACACCAGAUUUAAACAAUGGAUGCUGUUUGAAGAAUGAUAAUCAGAAUAAAGAUAAAUUUAUAAUCAAUAA
Molecule: messenger RNA, 1556 nt
Organism: Tupaia belangeri chinensis (Chinese tree shrew)
Lineage: Eukaryota; Metazoa; Chordata; Mammalia; Scandentia; Tupaiidae
Gene: NUDT9
Product: nudix hydrolase 9
Exons: 8
Coding region: 234-1286 (350 amino acids)
Cellular component (GO): mitochondrion
Molecular function (GO): ADP-ribose diphosphatase activity
Source: RefSeq, a predicted model, not a curated record